Trichogramma pretiosum is the source of this 7248-nucleotide messenger RNA. It is a transcript of the gene orb2, whose product is annotated as cytoplasmic polyadenylation element-binding protein 2. The coding region runs from base 2097 to 4481 and encodes 794 amino acids. Gene Ontology annotation, cellular component: cytoplasm; nucleus; synapse. The transcript has 9 exons. Gene Ontology annotation, biological process: negative regulation of cytoplasmic translation. The record is from RefSeq and is a predicted model, not a curated record. Gene Ontology annotation, molecular function: mRNA regulatory element binding translation repressor activity; translation factor activity, RNA binding; ribosome binding. Lineage: Eukaryota; Metazoa; Arthropoda; Insecta; Hymenoptera; Trichogrammatidae.
GCCGCUGCUUAUACACAUACACCAAUCGACGAAAAACCCAUUUAUCGACGGUAUAUAUUUACCGAUGUGUGCAGUGCACGACGACACCGAAGCAGCCACCCACAAGCACACACGAGCGCGCGCGAUCCCACGCGCUGCCGCCUGCCACUUGUACUGCUGCUGCCGUUGACGUAUUUGUAAUAAAAAAAAAAUAUUAAUCGAGUCGGAGCCACGAGUACAUAGGUGCACGCGCAUAUAGGUACUGCGGCGCAAGAGAGAGAGAGCUUGGCGCGUUGCCUCGACUCGCCACUAUUUGAUAAUAAGAGAGAGAGAGAGGAAAAAGUGAGUCGAGCUAGCUGCUUUUGACGCCUAGCUGUGUGUUACAUAUUGUGUCGUCGUCGUCGUCGUCAUCGUCGUUGUGUGGCAGACGACGAGCCAUCAGUAGUCGCUCCGCGCGUGGAGGGAGCCAACGCACCGAGCACCGAGCAUAUGUGCCGCAUCGAGCCGACCAGCCAACGUGAUUAGAUUAUUACGCUUUUGCCCGGUGGAGAACGAGCGAAUCGUUCAGCAGCAGCAGCGGUGAGUUUAGCCGCUAAACGACGUUCGAGCCGACCCACACAGUCUCUCACUCGGCUCGGGGCCAGCCAAGCAGACGCCACCAAGCAGCCUCAGAAGCGCAGCGAGCUUUCGCAGCUCCCAUAUAUACACACAUAUACGCGCCACGCACACCGAGCCGGAAGUGAUCGUCUGCUGCUGCUACUACUGCGAGCGAGCGAGCUUUCUCGGGGUUCCCCUCCAGCCCUCUUGCUCUCCCCCCGCCACUUCCCCUCAAAGUUCCAUCGUCUCUCUGUUGGCUCACCGCAACCCUCGCUCUCCUCGCCGCCACCAACGACAGCAGCAGCAGCAGCAACCCAUAUAGUCGCUGCUGCGAUCGGAGCUUUUUUGCUGCCACUGCGCCACGACGACUCGCGGCAAUUGCGAUUGCAGCGAGCAUCGUUCGUUCGACGUGCCAGUGACGUUUCAACAGCGGCCAACAGUCAAGAGAGCAAAGGCUCCGUGUGUGUGUGCGCGCGCGCCUGUCUGCCUGGCUCCGUGAGUGCGAGUGUAAUCGUCGCUUGGUGCAUGCUCGUGACGAGACUCGGGAGCUUGCAAGCUGCUCUGCUGAUACCAGCGACGAUCGAGCUUGACGCGCCAGCACCACUGGCACGAUGCGGAGGCUCGCCGGCGGUUAGCCCUGACUGACGACCAAAUGUCGACCGAACCUCGCGACCAGUCUAUCUGCUCCAUCUCGCGCCUUUUUUCAUGAAAAAGAGCAACACAAAAAACACGCAACGAAAGAAAGAAAACCUUAUCUUAUCUCCGAGCGGCAGUUGGAGAGGUACGAGGUGAAAAUUACAGUCAUCGAGAGCGAGAGAAAGAGACAAGUUGUACGAGAGAGUGAGAGAGCCGCAUUCGGAGCACGCGAGUAUAGGCAUCGAUACGCGCAGAGUCGCAGAGGCAGCCAGUGAAACACCGACACAGAUCGGAGCAGCGCUCACACGUGCGUAUGCCAAGAAAUAUAUAGUCGAUAAUGAGGCUAAUAAUACGUGGGCCUAGCAUCCCUCGAUCGGAUAGUGCUGUGCGUGCGUGACAACAACGUCUCUUCGAAGUAGUUCAGCGUAGCGGAGUGCGGUGAUUGAUUCGAUUAUUCGCAGUGUGCCCAAGUGCUCGUUCAAGUGAGGAAAAUAUUUGUCCCGGCACACACACACACACGGCAUAUCGUCAAAGCUCGUCUCGCAUCUCUCGCGUUCUAGUUAUUGUUGUCUCUCGGUUGCUAUACCUACCUACUACUACUCGUGCUUUUUGCUGCAUUGGCAGCGACUGGCGGAGCGAGGCACACGAUAGCGCAUAUAAAUAGCCCUUCACCUGUGUGCGUGCAUCCAGCUCGAUCAGUGUCAAUAGUGACAACAGUGUGGUAUACCUGUGCGUGUGUGUGGUGAUCGACCGUGUGUAGCUCUGUGUGUCCAUUCGUGCGUUCGUUCGUUCGUGCGUGGGUGCAUCGGUGCAAUCGUGUCAAUCGAUACAAAGCCUAACGUAUACACGGAUUCGUAAAAGCUCUCCCCCGAUCGAGUCCGGACAUGACCGAUUACGCAGGAGCCACGAGCUUGUUCUCGCCCUCGGCCGCCAGCAGCUGCAGCCCCGUCUCGAUCCUCAACCAGGGCAUCAUGCAGGACGACCUGCUGAUCGACUCGAAGCCGCAGCAGCAGCAGCAGCAACAGUCGGUGCCCAAGUCGCCGGGCUCGGACUCGUCGGCCCCCGGCAGCAGCGGCACCGGCCCCGACAACGGCAAGGACGCCUCCAGCGACUGCGACGGUAUCGUCGUCGGGGCUGGCUCGAGCCUCGCGUCCUCCUCGGUCGCCUCGAUAGUCGACAAGGACGUCUCGCUGGGCAGCUGCUCGAGCCUCCAGGGCUUCGGCUCGGCCAGCCAGCAGGACUCGGGCGUCCGAGUACCGAACCUCUGGGCCGACGACGCCUCCGGACUGCACGCCGCAGCGGUGGCAGCCGCGGCCAACCUCCAGCAGCAGCAGCAGCCGGUCAACGGCAGCGGCAACGGGGCCAACUCCAUGGCCGCCUUCCAGAACUUCCCGAGCUCGAACAACCCGGCGGGUCUGUUCGCCGCGGCCUCGAACAGCGCCGGGGCCCGACGCGCCAUCACGGCCAGCCACAACUUCGCCCAGCAACAGGCCGUGGCCGCCGCUGCAGCCGCCGCAGCCGCAGCCGCUGCCGCCCAGUCGGUCAAUCACAGCGCGGGAAAUCGACACGCUGCCCUGCAACAGCAGCAACAGCAGCAGCAACAGCAGCAGCAACAGCAGUACAUGCAAAACAAGAACUACAGCGCCUGGUCCGGUGGAGGCGGAGCUCAGCAGUCGUCGGGUGGCGCUCAGCACUGGGGCCCUCAGAAUCCGGCCCAGUCGAGCCCGGCUCUGUCGCCCUGGAAUCGGGGCAAGUCCGUGCCGAAUCUGCCGCCUCUGCACUCGAAUCUGCACGCGGCGGCCGCGGCAGCCGCUGCGGCACAGGCUGCGGCCGGGAUGCAGGGCAGAAAGCCCAGUCCCACUUUUCCCGGUCAGCAGCAGCAACAGCACCAGCAGCAGCAGCAUCAGCAACAGCAGCAGCAACAGAGCAUCAGUCCGGUGAAAUUUCGACGCAGCACUUCGUAUCCGGGCAAGGGCAGCCUCUACCCCAUGCAAACGGCCCCGACGUUCGAGGUGACCUCGGCCGACGAGCGCGACUUGCUGCAGAUGUCGCCGUAUCAGCAGGAGCGCAUGGCGGCAAACGGCAACUCGCCGCUGGACAACAUGCGGACGCUCGAGCACUACUUGAGCGACAUCAUGAGAGCCGGAGCGGCCGAUACGCCGGAACAUCUCAAAGGAUUCAUCAAUUGCAAUAGCAACCCGACGCUGCAAUCGCUCGCACAGAUGCACGGUAUGUUUCCGCACAGUGCCAAUGUAUCUAAUCUUAAAAAUCGAAAAUCGCCGUUUUUCACGGGAUUAGUCGACGAUGGUCCGGGUGGUAACCUGCUGGAGGAGCCGGGCGUGCCGGGCGGCGGCGGUGGUGGCGGUGGCCAAUUAGACGGCGUCGUACCCGUAGGUGUUUUAGGCCAACCGGGUCAUCAUCAGGCACCUCUGUCGUCGCCCAGCCGCAGCAGCCCCCACAGUCAGGGCAGCGAGACUGGCGAGCGUUUUUCGCGCAAAGUUUUCGUCGGUGGACUCCCACCCGACAUUGCCGAGGAGGAAAUAACGUCGAGUUUUCAAUGCUUCGGUGCUCUGGUCGUCGAUUGGCCCCACAAAGCCGAGAGCAAAUCAUAUUUCCCACCAAAAGGAUAUGCUUUCCUACUUUUUCAGGAUGAAAGCUCAGUGCAACAGCUGAUCGAUGCCUGCAUUCAAGAUGAGGACAAACUUUAUUUAUGCGUCUCGUCGCCAACGAUCAAGGAUAAGCCCGUACAGAUCAGACCUUGGCGACUGUCCGAUGCCGAUUUCGUAUUGGACGCUUCGAUGCCGUUGGAUCCGCGUAAAACCGUCUUCGUCGGUGGUGUGCCGCGGCCAUUGAAGGCCGUUGAAUUGGCGAUGAUCAUGGACCGGCUGUACGGCGGUGUAUGCUACGCCGGCAUCGACACAGAUCCCGAAUUGAAGUAUCCAAAAGGUGCCGGCCGAGUGGCAUUCAGUAAUCAGCAGAGCUACAUCGCUGCUAUAUCCGCUAGAUUCGUUCAAUUGCAACACAGUGACAUCGAUAAAAGGGUUGAAGUUAAACCCUACGUGCUAGAUGAUCAGAUGUGCGACGAAUGUCAGGGUCAGCGCUGUGGUGGAAAAUUCGCUCCGUUUUUCUGCGCCAACGUUACUUGUUUACAGUACUAUUGUGAACAUUGCUGGGCAACGAUUCACUCGAGACCAGGUCGUGAGUUCCACAAACCUCUCGUAAAAGAGGGCGCCGAUCGACCUCGCGCGGUCCCCUUUCGCUGGUGUUAACCCCAGCCUCAGCCGCUGCAGCAAUCGCAAUCGACGCAGCAGCAGCCACACCACCACCAUCAUCAUCAACCGCACCAACAACAGCAGCAACAACAAUACAACCAUCACCAACUCCCACAGCAGCAUCAUCAGCAGCAGCAUCUUCAACGUCGCCGUCGGCUCUAAGAAGCCACCGCAGACGACAACCGAAGCGAAAUAUUAUAAUAAGCAAGAUAAAACCCCGUUUUACCAGAUAGGUAAAAAAUCAAUCAAGAUGAAAAGAAACAUUUUAUCCCGAGAAAUGAUAAAAGAUCGAGAACAUUACGGCGUGUGUGACCUUUCGUGUAUCGCGAGCUGCGCGUAAAGCCAACCUUUUCUCUGUACCGUAAAAAAUUAUCUCUAGAAUCUAAGGCUCUUUUAACUCUAAUCUAAAAGACGCUGUGAACGCGCAGUUACACAUACGCGCUCGAAGCCCAUACACGCGUACACAAUUCUAUUAUUAUGCAAAACAAAUAUAAUAAUAUACACACACGAACACACACUCACUCUCGUACACUGAUACACACUCUUAAAAAAAAGGAAAAAUAAAUACACGCUCACACGUAUAAGAUGAUUACCACGUAGGUAUUAAUUGUAAAAUGACGAAUGAUGAACGUUUAGAAGAGUCUGUGCGGAACGCGAAAAUCCGCACAUAUAUAUUUAUGAACGUUCUCUCUUGACAACUUAUAUGGACAGAGAGCUCUUUUGAACUAAGAAUGUCUUACUCUUGUUCGAAUAAUGUAGAGCUAUUCGAAAAUUUUUUCUAUGACAAAUCUAUAAACUAGAUUUACCUUCACAUAAAUGUUUGUCCGCUCUGAAAUACCAUUUUUUUCUUCAAAGAUUUUUGCUGAUUCGUUUUGUUAGCAAAUGAAUAUUUCUAUCUCAAAUUGUCGUCACUCGUGUUGUCGUAUUAUAUGUUUCGUAUAAAUACUUGCUCGACUAUUUUCUUAAUUGUAAAUGAACUUCGUAGAAUGAAUUUUUAUGAUUUCUUAUAUGCGUAGUGAACGAAGUUUGCAUCGGUUUGUUUCUUAUAUAAAAAAGUAUUUAACGAGUCCAAAAGCAAGAUAUGUACCUGAAAACCGCUAGUAGUUGUGCAGAGAAGCAACGUUUUUUAUAAUUGCUACUAUCUCGUUUUAACUUUUGACGAUGCUUCGUUUGCGAUCUUAGAUUUUUACCAAAAAUUAUUAUAAUUGUUAAUUGUAAGCAAAUUCUUUAUAUAUGAAAAUUGAGUAACUUGAUUAUUAAAUUUUUUUCUCGCGUUAACCAGAACUAAAUGGAAAAACAAUAAUUUGUGACUUUCAUUUAGAUAGCCUCAGUGCUCCAAUGAACUUUGUCCCUAACGUGCGAUUGCCAAUGAAUUUACUUUUUGCAUGUUUUGUAAAAAAUUAUGAUCUUAAUUAUAGAUUUUAUAAAGUCAUUUCUAAACGAAUAAUCUUAAAGCGUUGUAUUUGCGAUAUUUUCCAUUUAUAAAUUAAUGUUGUUUUUUAUUGUACAUUAUUUAUUAUGAUUGAGAGAUUAAAUAAAUGUUUUCAAAUUUUAUAUUAAAAUUAAAGAUAUUUUGCUAUAAUUUUUUUAUUCUUUCGAUUAAAAAGUGAUUUUGUCACAAUGAAGCAUGAUGCCAUUAAAUUAAUAACUUUUUAUAUCAUUGAAUAUAUUGCUCUUUGAACGCAUAUUUAACUAGUUUUUAUAAAUUUUGGUAUUGAUAAAUUUGUGUUAAGAAAAGGUUCAAUUCUUAUACAUAACAUUGUUAAAUAUCUAUAGUUUAAACUAUUCCAUUGAGGCUAAAUUUGCAUUUUUUAAAUAGAGACUCAUGGGUCAAUGAAAAAUAAUAUCGGAACAGUUAUCUUUUUCAAUCUAUCACGUUUUACAAAUAUGCACAUAAUUAAAAAAUUUCUUUUUGUAAACAAACUGUGCUGCCUAAAUAUUUAAAAAUACUAGUUUAAACUACCAAUAUAACUAAAUAUUGGAUAUCUCAAGGUUUUAUCAAAGCAUACACUGGAACAAUAAGUAUUUCGUGGUGUUUGUAAGCUACAACGAACUCAUUUUUAGAAAGGUACAUUAUGCGAAUUUUGGCAAAAAUCACAAUUAAAUCGUAGAGUCUUAUAAAUCAAGUCUUGAUUGUAAAAAAAUGCGAAACUCGAAGUAAGAAGGCCGACGAAGCAUUAACUAAGAACGAUAGAAUCAGCAAAAAACUUGAUCAAGAAAAAACAAAUGGAAACAUGAUAAUAUGAAUUAUGUAGGCAUAUUUAAUCGAGAGAAUCGAAAUAGUGCAAUGAGUAGCUCGCCCCUCUUCGUGUACAUAAUGUAGGAAAAAUGGAUUGAAUUAUAUAAUCUCGCCCUUUAAUUAAACAUUGCUAUAUCUGCCCGCGCGCAGGCAGCGCUUGAUCGAAAUAUUCUUUUUUUGUCUAUUAGACGAGAAAAAAUUGAAUAUAUAUACAAUACAGUCCCUUAAUUAGGCAUAUAUAAUGAAAAAAAAUUUACUGAAAAAUAAGAACUUUAAGUACGCAUUUACAUAUUUGCUGACACACUAAAACCCAUACAUACACGCGCUCACACACUGACCGACACUUUCUAAUCUCGUUGUAUAUAUUAGAAAAUAUAAACAAACACACGCAAUUUUAAUAAAAAUAAUUGAAAGAUUUUAACUCUUUUAAAACAAUUGCGUAGUUCAAAUUCAAGAGAGCGAGAAAAGUGUCGAGCCACAAUGUGUGCGCAUAGAUUCGGAAUAAAUACUAUGCUAUGAAAGAUA